Menidia menidia (Atlantic silverside) is the source of this 1839-nucleotide messenger RNA. The record is from the annotation of a GenBank genome assembly. NCBI's taxonomy places the organism in Eukaryota, Metazoa, Chordata, Actinopteri, Atheriniformes, Atherinopsidae.
CUGCUCAAGCCAGAAGUCCGAGGAGCGUUGCUCUAAACUCGGUGGUCAGAACUUUGUUUGCAUCGACUAAAAGUUUAAAUACCUCCACCCAGAAGAGGCUUCGUUGUUUUUGUAGCAAUGACUCAACGGCAGAUCGUUCAAGUUUUUGAGCAGUACCAGAAAUCCAGGAUGCAUUUUGUACAAACUAUUGCUGAUCUGGCCACCAGACCCCAAAACAUCGAAAUGCUUCAAAACGCAGGCGUGAUGCCCCUGCUGCGUCCCCUGAUGCUGGAUGUGGUCCCAAGCAUCCAGCAGACGGCGGCUCUGGCUCUGGGCCGCCUGGCAGACAUCAACGAGAGCCUGGCGGAGGCCGUGGUGAAGGAGAACAUCCUGCCCGAGCUGGUCCAGUCCCUGGCCUCCCAGAAUAGGUUCUAUAAGAAGGCUGCCGCGUUUGUGCUGCGUGCUGUUGCCAAACACUCCCCUGAGCUGUCCCAGGCUGUGGUGAGCAGUGGGGGGGUGGAGGCUUUAGUUCUCUGCCUGGAGGAGUUUGACCCCGGGGUGAAGGAGGCCGCCGCCUGGGCUCUGGGCUGCGUCGCACGGCACAAUGAAUGUAAGGAAGCCCGGAAGCCUACUGGCGUACCUCUGUCCCAGGCGGUGGUGGACGCGGGAGCCGCCCCCCUGCUGGUGCUGUGCCUCCUGGAGCCGGAGAUGGCCCUCAAACGCAUCGCGGCCUCCACGCUCAGCGACAUCUGCAAACACACGCCCGAGCUGGCCCACAGCGUGGUGGACACCGGCGCCGUGGCACACCUCGCACAGAUGAUCCUCAGCCGGGACGCCAAACUCAAGAGGCAGGUGUUCUCCGCCCUCAGCCAGAUCAGCAAGCACUCGGUCAGCCUGGCGGAGAUGGUGGUGGAGGCCGAGGUCUUCCCCGCCGCCGUGGCCUGCCUCCGGGACCCCGACGAGUUCGUCAGGAAAAACGCCGCCACGCUGAUGAGGGAGGUGGUGAAACACUCCCCCGAGGUACCGUUGCACUCGCCCGCACCAGGGGUGGAGAUAGAGAGAGAGGGAGGGAGGCGCCGGGCGCUGUGGCUCUCCCAGGUGAUCGUGAACUGCGGCGGCCUGGCGGCGGUGGUGGACUACCUGGGCGACGGCCACGGCGGCCUGCAGCUGCCGGGGAUCAUGAUGCUGGGAUACGUGGCCGCGCACAGCGAGACCCUGGCCAUGGCCGUCAUUCUCUCCAAGGGGGUGCCCCAGCUGGCCCUGUGCCUCUCCGAGGAGUCCGAGCAGCACGUCAAGGCGGCCACGGUUUGGUCCGUGGGCCAAGUGGGACAUCACACCCCCGAGCACGCCAAGGCGGUGGCCGCCGCCAACCUGCUGCCCAAGCUGCUGGAGCUCUACAUGGACGCCAGCAGCUCAGAGGACCUGCAAGUGAAGAGUAAGAAGGCCCUGAAGAGCAUCCUGCAGAAGUGCACCCACCUGCCGCACCUGGAGCCGCUCCUGUACGAUGCUCCCAGCAACAUCCUCAAGCACGUCCUCGGCCAGUUCAGCAAGGUGCUGCCUCACGACAGCAAGGCCCGCCGCCUGUUCGUCACCAGCGGGGGACUGAAGAAGGUCCAGGAGAUCGAUGCCGAGCCCGGUUCCGCUCUGAGGGAGCACAUCAUCGCCAUCAACGGCUGUUUCCCUGAAGAGAUAGUCAGGUGCGGCCUCCCCUACCCCGAAACUCUGCAGAUUAAACUGCGACCGUCCCACGGAAAGACGAAAUGUUUCCAGCGAGCUGUGUGUGCUCCCUGUUUCAGGUACUACUCCCCGGGCUACUCGGACGCUUUGCUGGAGCGCCUGGAGAGCUACCAGCCCGCCUGA